CUUUACAAAUACAUAUGUACAUACAUCUGCGCCGGAAAGAAAUCGUAAACAAACAAUCGGUCAAUUUUCAACCCCGUUGAUAUGCAUAACAACCCUUCAAACAAUCGUCUGAAUAAACGCAGGCGUUGAUUUCGAACAAAAGUCUGUCACGUUCCACAAAUACUCCACAAAGCAAACUGUUGGUUAGGAGUUGGUCUGCGUUUGACUUGUUUUCAUACGUCAAGAUUGUAUUGAUUUUUCGUGAAUCCACUUAGAAGUUCUUUUUGAUGAUGCUGAUUCAUACUUUGCACUGAAGAUUUACUUACAAUUUCAAGUUCAAAUUACCAACAACAAAAUAUUAAAAAAAAAUAUAAAUUAUUAAAAGCUACGAGGAGUUUUGGAAUGUUGCGAAUGCACAAAUAACACAAAGAGCAAAGGAAGCAAAAUAAAAUUCAACACGUUUUCCAUAUUCAAUAAAGAGACACUGAAUAAAUACUGCGAUUGCAAGUAAAGUCUACAAAGACGUCUUAAGUCAUUUCGUAUUAUAAAAUAGUAAAAUAAUAACGUAUAAAUAACCAAGUAUUAGUCAUUGAAACCGUAAAACGAAAUGGCUUUGGACUUUGUGGCGACGUAUAAAGUGCUGGUGCUAGGUGAUUCCAAUGUGGGUAAAACAUGUAUAGUUCAUAGAUACUGCGAUGAGAAAUACUACGACACAUACAUCUCUACUAUAGGCAUCGACUUCAAACAGAAAUUAAUCAAUUUGGAUGGUGUGCCAAUAAAGUUGCAAAUUUGGGACACAGCUGGACAAGAAAGGUUUCGUACAUUAACCACGGCCUACUAUCGUGGGGCGAUGGGUAUCCUAUUGAUGUAUGAUGUGACCAAUUUGGAGAGCUACAACAAUUUAUCUUAUUGGCUUCGAAAUAUACAAGAGAACGCGUCACCGGAUGUUGUUAAAGUCUUAGUGGGCAAUAAAUGCGAAUGUUCCGCUACUCAACGGGCGGUUGAUAAAGAAAGAGGAGAAAAAAUUGCUGAAAACUUUGAUAUGCCCUUCUUUGAAGUAUCCUGUAAAUGCAACAUUAACAUUGAAGAGGCUUUUCUAGCAUUGGCACGAAAAAUCAGGGAGCAACGCGAACGUCGGGGGGAUAAUUUUGAUAACGACGAUAAAAAUCAGGACAAAAAAUCUCCCGGCUCCAACGGUCUUGGUACCUUCAGUUUGGCCAGUCUCUCCGAAGGAAAUCGCUGUUCCUGCUAAGCCGAACAGAAAUAUUCCACAUACUCAUAAGGAAAUAUACGUCCAUUAGAGUGCUGUAGUGGAAUAUGUACUUCCAUGCCUAACUUACAUA
Messenger RNA from Zeugodacus cucurbitae (melon fly), 1322 nucleotides. It is a transcript of the gene RabX4, whose product is annotated as ras-related protein Rab-8A. The record is from RefSeq and is a predicted model, not a curated record. Gene Ontology annotation, molecular function: GTPase activity; GTP binding. NCBI's taxonomy places the organism in Eukaryota, Metazoa, Arthropoda, Insecta, Diptera, Tephritidae. The transcript has 5 exons. The coding region runs from base 587 to 1231 and encodes 214 amino acids.